GCUAGGCAACAAUCUCUGUUGCGAGGGCGAUGCACUAAGGUGUUCUACCAGAUCCGGGGUUUCUCGAGAGAAAGCAGGGAGUCCAAGACUGGUGAGAAGCCUGGAAUACAUUUUCAUCACGCAAUUCCAUUUUACCUGUAAAGGAAGAAACUAGAUUUUUAUAACACUCCAGGCCUUAGCCAUGGAGAAGAACGAUGUAAUCAACUUCAAGGCCCUGGAGAAAGAGCUGCAGGCUGCCCUUGCUGCUGACGAGAAGUACAAAAGGGAGAACGCAGCCAAGUUACGGGCAGUUGAGCAAAGGGUGCCUUCCUAUGAGGAGUUCAGAGGUAUUGUUCUUGCAUCACACCUGAAACCUCUGGAACAAAAGGACAAGAUGGGAGGAAAGAGAUUUGUGCCCUGGAAUUGUCACACUACUCGGGAAAGGACUUCUCAAGAUGUGGUCACUGAAAUACCCCAGUUGCAGAGCGGCAAGAAGAGCUCUGAACCUGUUUCCCUUUGAAAUGCAGGAGAAAUCACCCUUCCAGCCCACCACCUCUGCAGAAUUUUACCGUGAUUGGCGGCGACACUUAAGAAGUGGGCCAGAGCGCUACCAGGCCCUACUUCAGCUUGGGGGGCCCAAGCUGGGCCACCUCUUCCAGAUGGAUGUGGGCUUUGGACUUCUUGGGGAGCUGCUGGUGGCAUUGGCUGAGCACGCGAGGCUGAGCGACCGGACAGCAGUGCUGGGGAUUCUGCACAGCCUGGCUAACACUGGGCGGUUCAACUUGAACCUGAGCCUGCUGAGCCAUGCAGAGCGAGAGAGCUGCCAGCGCCUGUUUCAGAAGUUGCAAGCCAUGAGCACCACCAGACCCAUGCAGGAGGGCCUCACUGUGGAGGAGCCAUCUGCUGGGCUACAGGGAGAAGAAGGGCUCCUACAGGAGCUGCUAGAACUGUAUGGAGUCCAUUGAUAGGACUGUUUGCCCUCAGCAUUCCUCAGUGGUCUCAGAAGGCAUUUUAAAAAGACACUUUAUGUGUAUGAGUGUUUUUCCUACAUGUAUGUAUGUAUGUCCACCAUGUGGGUACCCAGUACCUGAGGAGGCCAGAACUAGGUGUUAGAGCCUCUGAAAGUGUAAUUACAAAUGGUUGUGAGUUGCCUUGUGGGUGCUGAAAUCAAACCCAGGUCCCCUGGAAGAGAAGCCAGUGUUCUUAACCGCUGAGCUAUCUCUCCAGGCCCCUUGGAAGGAAUCCUGUGGUGUUUACUUUGUGCCUUCUGCAGAGUUGUUGAAAGAAUGGUUGUGAGAAAUUCACAGCGCUUCCCUUUUCAAGUAGUGGGCUUUCCCACUUCCCCAACCCAUAAUUUGAUCUGUGUGGAUCCCCAGGAUAGCCAGUGGCUCAGCUGGCUGAGAGUGUUUUGCUGCCUGCCACGCCCCUAGUGUCAGAUAAGCUCUGAUCAUAACUCCUAACCAGACUAUUUAUAACCCAGAGCCAGUGAAUGAACAGCUCAUCAAGAAGCAAACGCCCCUUCAUCUGAGAUGCACAAUUUCCCCCGCUUCCCAGGGACUUAAUUCUCCCACAGGUUGAGCCUGGGAAAUCCCCAAACCUUUGGCUCAGGUCUGGCUAGCAUCCCAGAUGACCAGCUGUGCAAGUGAGGGUUUCCCAUUAUCUCUCGGAUGGAUGAAAGGAUGUUCUUUUGGGCAGGGCAGGGCAGGGCAGGGCAGAGGGCGCUUCCAGCCCAUUCUAGAUUCCCCUGGCCCAUUUUUGGGUAAGUGCCAGUGUUCUAGAAAGGUGAGAGUGCGAAGUUCUAGAAUGAUUUUCCCCUCAAGAUCAGGCCUGACGCAUUAGCAUUAGAACGGCAUCUUGUACUUGAGCUGGGAAUAAAUCACCUCGCCCUUGG
This is a messenger RNA of Mus musculus (house mouse), 1870 nucleotides long. It is a transcript of the gene Dnaaf19, whose product is annotated as coiled-coil domain containing 103. Gene Ontology annotation, cellular component: cytoplasm; motile cilium; outer dynein arm. The transcript is spliced from 5 exons. The record is from RefSeq and is marked validated. Bases 435 to 944 code for a protein of 169 amino acids. Gene Ontology annotation, biological process: heart looping; inner dynein arm assembly; cilium movement. NCBI's taxonomy places the organism in Eukaryota, Metazoa, Chordata, Mammalia, Rodentia, Muridae. Gene Ontology annotation, molecular function: protein homodimerization activity.